AUGGACCACCAAAUGGAUUCUUACAUCAAAUGGAGAGAGAGGGAUAGGCUGCCCGACACCCCACAGUUGGUUCUGGAGCUAGGCGGCAGCCCGUUUGUCUGGACGGAGCCCCGGAACCCAAUAUAUUCUGUUUCGGUUUGUCUUCGCAGGGUUCUGAGCAAUGAGCCAGAUAAUGGCUAUAUGAACCAACCGUUCUGGCUGCGCUGGUCCCCUUUAAUCGAUCCCAGCCGUGGAGAAUUUAUACUCUUUUGUCAUGAUCGAGAGAGCGACAGCCUCCAGAGAGUUGGUAUUGAGGAGCGAUCUCCCUAUACACCGACCCUGAGAACCCAGCAGUUUCCGAACGAGCCGCCGUCAUACUAUACAGCGGAGGCACAGGGAAACUUCGACCGUUGUAAAGUUACCCAUCAAUUAUCUUUUCCCACUACCUGGGAAAAGCUCUUACAGCCAGGUUAUACCUAUACUGUUCUCUGGACUGGGCAAGAGAUUGCAAACUGGGAUUGGGGCACCCAGCUGAAGGUGGGAAAUAAGACCAAGUGGCCACCGGUCUUAAUUCCCGGUGGUGCAUAUAUCACAUUCACAGUGAAAGAAGGGGAGCGGCCUCCUUUUCCGCGGCUUCCAACACCACCGCCUAUCAGCCCAAGUAAGAGAGUUCCAGGGGCACCAGUGCUUAGUCUAGAGCUGAGCUGUAGCCCCACAAUGCCUCUGGCAGGGGAACUGGAGAUCUCUAUCAGAGUGAUUUACCAGGGUGUAUCAGACAAUAAUAAGACCAUUACUGGGGAUGAAGAAAUGCGGCCGAUCACUUUCCACACCUGGGCAUUCAAAUCGUUAGAUGGCCAAUUCCGCGUCUAUCGCCGCCGCUGUCGAGGUCAAUCUAGUCUGGAGGCAGAGGAGGAAUGGGAGACAUUUUAUGGCCACGGUUAUCGACAUUACUUUUGGGACAAUCCUGAUAAGCUGAUAAAUGUGUCUGAGAACCCUGGUCAGUUCCCGACCCUCUACCCCGGAGAAUCCUGGUCAGACUUCUGGACAAUGGACGGGGAGCUACUACCCGAUGACCUGAAACUCGGUGAGCGGCUCCGAUAUCAGUUCAAGGGAAAUACACUGGACUGGUGGGACUGGGGAACAGCCAAGGAUCACGCCCAGACCAUCGUAACGCUACCUGGCUCGGGGGUGGAACCGAUUUCGGACCCUAAGGAUAAUGAAGGCCGGCCGAAAGUGGUCGUACCGGCAUCAAACAUUGUGGAGUGGACGGUGGUUAGUGACUGA
This is a messenger RNA of Aspergillus lentulus, 1263 nucleotides long. The record is from RefSeq and is a predicted model, not a curated record. NCBI's taxonomy places the organism in Eukaryota, Fungi, Ascomycota, Eurotiomycetes, Eurotiales, Aspergillaceae.